Messenger RNA from Calliphora vicina (urban bluebottle blowfly), 1988 nucleotides. It is a transcript of the gene HmgD, whose product is annotated as High mobility group protein D. Gene Ontology annotation, biological process: regulation of transcription by RNA polymerase II. Gene Ontology annotation, molecular function: transcription cis-regulatory region binding; DNA binding, bending. The transcript is spliced from 3 exons. NCBI's taxonomy places the organism in Eukaryota, Metazoa, Arthropoda, Insecta, Diptera, Calliphoridae. The record is from RefSeq and is a predicted model, not a curated record. Bases 217 to 558 code for a protein of 113 amino acids.
GUACAGUCAGUAGAAUACUUUCAAAGUGAAUUGAUUUGUUGGUGUUAUUUUUAAAGUUUUUACAAGAAAAUUUGAUUUUUACCUAAAAGAAUAAACAGGAAAUUUCAAAGAAAACCUUUGAAUAUUGUUUUAAUAAUAAAACCCAGUGAAAUUCUAGCUUAAAUACAAAGCUUUCAUAGCUACAUUUUAAAUUUUAUAAACUUCACACAAAACAAAAUGACAGACAAGCCAAAACGUCCCCUUUCCGCCUACAUGAUCUGGCUUAAUUCAGCCCGCGAAGGUAUCAAGCGUGAGCACCCCGGCAUUAAAGUCACAGAAAUCGCCAAAAAAGGCGGUGAAAUGUGGCGUGGCAUGAAAGAUAAAUCCGAAUGGGAGGCAAAAGCAGCCAAGGCUAAGGAAAAUUAUGAAGAUGCUGUCAAAGAAUUCGAAGCCAAUGGUGGCAGUACAGCGAAUGGCGGCGGUGGUGGUGGCAAGAAACGAGGAAAGGCUGGCAAAAAAGUAGCGAAAAAGAGCAAGAAAGCAGAUUCCGAAGAAGAGGAAGAUGAUGAGAGCGAUUAAAUUAUAAAUAAAUAAGAAACACAAACUCAAAACAAAAACAACAACAAACAAAUUCUCACAAGCAGCGCGCGCAGCAAGUCAACAAAUUGUUAGAAAAGAAAAACAACAACCUUUAACAACCAAACCCCCCAUCAACAAAUUGUUAAAAAAUCUUUAACUCGUCGUAACUUUUGUUGCUGUUUAGUUGUUUAUUGUAUAUGUGGUAUAUUUUUUACUGCCAAACUUCCCACCAAAUUUGUAAAACUUAACAACAACCAACAUCAGAACAUGGAAAAUGAAGAAACAUCCAAAUACAAUAACAACGGCAGCCAAACUCUUAAUUGAUUAAUUUUAAGAUAUUCUUAAAAAUUACCUUUUUGGCCAACAAAAGCAUAUUCUUAUUAUAUUUCCAAGUUUAGUAUUAAAAAGAGGAUUUAUUUUAUGUAUUAUUAAUUUCUUUAAUCUUAUGCCACAAUAAUUAAUUUAUAUAAUGCUAAAAAAAAAGCACACAACAUUGUAAAUCUAAUAUUGGCCAUUUGAAACAAAACAAAUAUGAAAAUUCUAAACUAACCUCUUAUAAUUUGAACAAAAAAAUAUCGUUUUUUUCUUUUUCAACAUUUUUUUGUACAAAACAUAAAAAAUUAAUUUAAUUUUAAUUAAAACCUAAAAAAAACAAAAAAUAUAUUAAAAACAUCAAAAAACACUUAAACAAAAAUUUUCUUUUUUUAUUCCUGCAAGAAUUACAUAAAUUUUCUAAAUUUAGUUUAGUAUAGAUUCUUUCUUGAUCAAAAUAUUCAAAACCAUUCUGAAAAUAAGACCACAAAAGAAAAAAAACGUAAACCAAUCGAGUAAAACGCAGCUGCUUGUUUUUUUUAUAUAAAUUUAAACAUAAAUAAUAGGGUAUUUAAUAUUCUUUUUUUUUGUAUAGAAAAGAAGAAAAAAAGUUGUGUAAAAAACAAAACCUUAAAAAAAGAAAAGAAACAAAGUGUUGUUAUAUUCUAAUAUGUAAUCUCAUACAAGAAAUUAUUAGUUUUUAAUUUGUUUUGACUUGCAAAUCUUCUUCAUACAUAUGUCUCUUAAUACACCAACCACACACAAUUUAAGAAUUAAUACAAUUUUAAGUUUUAUUUCUACUUUCAUACGAUUUAUGUAUAGUUUAUAAUAAAUAGUAUAUGUAUUUCAUUUAACACACAAUUUUUAACUCGACUUGUAAGAUCUUUUUCCUCAAAAUGUCUUAGUAAUUCAUUUCAUUUAAUUUUUUUUUAUAAUUUGGUUUACUUUUUUCUUACGUUUUUAAUUAAAUUUAAUACACACAUGCAAACAAAACAAAGUCGUUUAGUCAUUGAAAAAAUUAUAAAUGUAUUAAUAUAAUAUUAACAAAUAAAAGAAUUAAUUAAAGCGAAGGAAAGAGAUAAAAAUUUAUAAAAUAAAUAAAAUACAAAAAAAAACAA